This is a messenger RNA of Fusarium pseudograminearum CS3096, 1938 nucleotides long. RefSeq lists its product as uncharacterized. The coding region runs from base 1 to 1938 and encodes 645 amino acids. Lineage: Eukaryota; Fungi; Ascomycota; Sordariomycetes; Hypocreales; Nectriaceae. Gene Ontology annotation, molecular function: oxidoreductase activity. The record is from RefSeq and is a predicted model, not a curated record. The transcript has 4 exons.
AUGGUUCUUGUAUCUGGUCCUCGCCACGUGACCUCUUUCCCUGCUGGAACGUCUGUUCAACAUGCCUUUCUCGGGCCAUCGCCGCUUACCCUCGAUCACAAGGCUCUCGAGACCUCAACGAAAAUCCUCGACAUUAUCGGCAGAUAUCGCAUGAAACAGGAUGAGCGUAUCUGUUCACAAUCUGAUCAAUCAGCACUCAGAUUCAUCGCCCUGAUCUAUACACAUGUCAAAGCUGGCAGCCCAUUUCCUCUGUGCCUCCCAGCAUUCCCAUUUAAAUCACCCAACUCGUCAUCCAAAACGUUGGGAAAGCUGCCUGAUAAGGGCGAAGAGAUUGCCCUUGCUCAUUUGAAUGGUCUCUGCAACGCUAUCAAAGACGUGUAUAAGCCAGGGGCCAAGCUCACUAUCAUUUCGGAUGGACUAGUAUACAAUGACCUGCUGGGUGUUCCGGAUAGAGAUGUCUGGGAAUACGGCGAGACUCUUCGAUCACUAUCAGCGGAGAAGGAAUUCCACAACAUUUCUUUUUCGCGCUUAAGGGAUCUUGUCGAGAUUGACUUGCCACAAGAACUCGAUGAGAUGUCAUACGUGGCAAAUGCAUCAAACUUUCGCCGCGCACUUCUCAACACCUUUAGUAAGCCCGAAUGGAACUGGGAACAAGUCCGGCAGUCAGACGACCAGUGCAUGACUUAUCGGGGCUACAUCAAGUUUCUCCAGACAGAUCUGGAGACGGUUUAUCCAGUUGGUGAAAACCGCACCAAGUCCAAGUACAAGAGAGGGAUUGAGUAUAUUGCGAAGCAGAUGAUGGCUCGCGGAGAUGCCUUUGCGAAUGCUGUUCGACAGAAGUAUCCUGACCACAUUCGACUGUCAAUCCACCCAUCGACGGGUGCUUCCAAACUUUCCGUCAGCCUACUGCCCACUGAUUCGAUUUACACUACUCCUUGGCAUUGCAGUGUAGCGUACAGGCUAGAUGGCACAAUUCGGACGGGUAUGCGAUCGGAAUUCGAGAGUGACGACGCUCUUGAACUGGUUUACGAUAAUGGGAGACCCUUCUACUAUCGUGAGAAGUCACCUCUACUGUCAUGGGCUGAGGAUAAGGGUGGCAUCGUCUUUGACCCUAUGUAUCCUGCUGGUCUGAUCAUUCGUCCUGCCAAUGGAGCUGGAUCUUUGACCCUCGAUGACAUCGACACGAAGAAAGUUCGAGCUCUGUCAGAACUCAACUCUCCAGUCGUUCUCAAGGGAUUUGUCAAGAAGCCCAACCGCGACCGUUUCAUUGAUCUCAGUCACCGCUUUGGAACCCCGUUGCCCUGGAAGUUUGGCCUUUUGCUAGAAGUCAAGGAUCGUGGUGAUGAAGGUAGAGGCUUGAACAAUGUUCUCUCGGCUGAGCCUAUGCCAUUCCACUACGAUGGGUUGUUCAAGGUCGUGAAGCAGACCGACGAGGACGGAAACGAGAAGACAGUUUCCACUCCACCACAGUUCCAACUAUUCCAAGGCGCCACAGCUUCGCCUAGAGACACUGGAUUCACCAUCUUCUCGUCAUCAACACUAUUUUUCAAGUAUCUCCCGACGUGGCUCAAGGAAGACAUUUCAAAACUUACCUGGACCGUUGCAACAUCAGCAUUUGACAACACAGUCCUCAAAGGUCUCCCGCUGGCCAUCGACCACCCCACAACUAACAAACCAUGUCUUCGCUACCAUGAGCCUUGGCCUCAGUCAAAGACCGUCUUUGAUGCAUCUGAAGUCACGAUCGAUGGAUUGGAACCGACAGAGAGUGCUGCGAUCUGCGAUACUAUUGACUCGGUUCUGUACGACCGCAGAGUUGCGUUGUAUUAUGCUUGGGAAAAGGGCGAUAUUCUGGUUAGCGAUAACAUUUUGAUGAUGCAUACACGGAGUGACUUUACUGCGGGGAUUGACCGGGAGCUUUGGAGGAUUCAUUUUGAAUGA